CAUCAGCAUUGAUCAUUCGAUUUGAAGAAAGAAAAUCAGCUCACAUAUUGAAUAUUUUAUCUCGUUUUUUUUGUUGGUUGUUAGGCAAAUUGUUUAUUUAUUAAACUAAACAAAUACGAAAUUAUCGUUUGCCAUCAUUCUGAUUUUGUGGUAAUCAUCAUCAUACAAUAAUCGAUACACAAACAAUCAAUCAAUUGGCCAAUAGACUAUAGUACUCUGGUAUUUUAUUGUUGGCGUUAACACCGAAACAAUCCGAUUCUGACAUUCAAAGAAAAUUGUCCCCUUUUUUUUUUGGUUCCAAAUUUGGGAAUUUUUUCAAUAAGAUUUCAAUGACAACAAUAAUGGCCACUACAAUACCAACAUCGGCUUUGGCAAAUAAUAUUACAAAUACAAAUGAUAAUAAUAAUGGUGAUACAAAUAAUUCUACAAGUAAUUUAAAUGUUGCACCACCACAAGAUGCAACACGUCGUUUACAAACAAAAAAACAAACAUUAGAUGAUGCAUAUGCUGUACCGGCAAAUUUUCUUGAAAUUGAUGUUUGUAAUCCAAUUACACAUGGUGUUGCACGAAAUCGUUAUACAGAUUAUGAAGUUAGAAUGAGGAGUAAUUUACCAAUAUUUAAAUUAAAAGAAUCAAGCGUACGACGAAGAUAUUCUGAUUUUGAAUGGUUACGUUCAGAAUUAGAACGUGAUUCAAAAAUAAUGGUACCACCAUUACCGGGUAAAGCAUGGAAACGACAAUUACCAUUUCGUCAAGAUGAUGGUAUAUUUGAUGAUGAAUUUAUUGAAGAUAGAAAAAAAGGUUUAGAACAAUUUAUUAAUAAAGUUGCCGGUCAUCCAUUAGCACAGAAUGAACGUUGUUUGCAUAUGUUUUUACAGGAUCCUGUUAUUGAUAAAUCAUAUGUACCGGGAAAGAUUCGUAAUGCAUAAAGAAUUGAAAAAGUUUUUUUUGGAAUGAAGAAUAAAAAACUUACUGCCAACGAGAAUGCAAAAACAAGCAAACAACAACAAAAACAAAGCUGGAUUUCCCUUGAAAAAAAAACAACCACAAUCA
This is a messenger RNA of Dermatophagoides pteronyssinus (European house dust mite), 1053 nucleotides long. It is a transcript of the gene Snx3, whose product is annotated as sorting nexin 3. The record is from RefSeq and is a predicted model, not a curated record. Gene Ontology annotation, cellular component: retromer complex; early endosome membrane. NCBI's taxonomy places the organism in Eukaryota, Metazoa, Arthropoda, Arachnida, Sarcoptiformes, Pyroglyphidae. Gene Ontology annotation, biological process: late endosome to Golgi transport; endocytic recycling. Gene Ontology annotation, molecular function: phosphatidylinositol-3-phosphate binding.